AUGACAGCAGCAAGGGAAACAGCAGUACAGGAGAUGGACAAGGCAGCCACCUUGCCUGAACAACAAAGAGUCUUGUUAGGCAACUGGGGUGCUAUUGUUAAUUUUCCUCAGGCCCUUCGAGCCCUCCUUGCCGACACUGUGCUCCAGUUCCUGCUUGGAUUUACUCUUGGCAACGUGGUGGGAAUGUAUCUGGCUCAGAACUAUGACAUACCAAACCUGUCUAAAAAACCUGAAGAAAUUAAAAAGGACGUGGACGCCAAGAAGAAACCCCCUAGUUCAUGAGGCCGACUCCAGCACUGCCUCCUGGAUAAACUGAUUCUACUGUU
Balaenoptera musculus (blue whale) is the source of this 326-nucleotide messenger RNA. Its product is annotated as short transmembrane mitochondrial protein 1-like. Lineage: Eukaryota; Metazoa; Chordata; Mammalia; Artiodactyla; Balaenopteridae. The record is from RefSeq and is a predicted model, not a curated record. Bases 1 to 282 code for a protein of 93 amino acids. The transcript has 2 exons.